AUGUUGGUAAUUGCUGUUGUGGAAAACACGUCAUUAACCUGUCGAACGACAAUCAACAUUAAGCUUUGUCGUUGUCUAAUCUUGAACUACUUAGUUAUGCAACCAAAUGACAGUGGCAAGUUGAACAGUUAUAUUAGAUUUUCAUGUUAUCCACAAAAAAAAACAAGUAGUACAAUUCAGUAA
Clunio marinus is the source of this 183-nucleotide messenger RNA. Lineage: Eukaryota; Metazoa; Arthropoda; Insecta; Diptera; Chironomidae. The record is from the annotation of a GenBank genome assembly.